CGCGCGUCUGGCCAGACAACCAGAGGGCAUAUCAUCUCCUAUACUCUCGUGACUCGUCGCCUCGCCGCCCCCCGCUAGCUCAAUGAUUGGGGGCGCCAAGCCGCUCGCGGCGCCGCUGCUCGGCGCGACGGCCCCACCCGGGCGCCGCCUCGCCCCCGCCGCCUGCGCCCCCGACCCUUCCCCAGCACUCGCCACCGCCGCUGCCCAGAGCGCGGGCCAGUCCGACCGCGCCCCGCCACCGCGGCCGCCGGAUGAGCCCGCCGCCCCACCCACGGCGCUGCGGAGCACCUCGCAGCUCACCCGGUGGUCCCGCACGCGGGCGCUCCGCUCGGGCCGCCGGCUGGGGCUGGACCGCCCGGCGGCCUCCUCGGCGCCGCCAGUGACCAAGCCGCCGCCGACGCCCGCGCCCGCGCCGUCGCUGGUGCCCAAGGGCGCUGCGGCGGAGGACGACGACGACGACCUGUGCGUCGCCGAGAGGGACGCGGUGGCCGGGAAGGCCAUCUACAUGGUGUCGGACGGGACCGGCUGGACGGCCGAGCACUCGGUGAGCGCCGCGCUCGGCCAGUUCGAGCACUGCCUCGUCGACCGCCAAUGCUCCGUCAGCACCCACCUCUUCUCCGGGAUCGACGACAUGGAUAGACUUCUUGAGGUAAUAAAACAAGCAGCAAAAGAAGGGGCACUAGUUCUAUAUACCCUUGCCGAUCCUUCGAUGGCUGAGGCAAUUAAGAAGGCCUGUGAUUUCUGGGGUGUUCCUUGCACUGAUGUUCUUCGACCUACUGUUGAAGCCAUUGCUGCUCAUAUUGGUGUUGCUCCAUCGGGGAUUCCACGAAGUUCUCCUAGUCGAAAGGGUCAACUAACUGAGGAUUACUUCCGGCGAAUUGAGGCCAUUGAUUUUACCAUCAAACAAGAUGAUGGAGCUCAGCCACAGAAUCUCAACCAUGCAGACAUUGUACUUACUGGUGUUUCACGUACAGGGAAGACUCCAUUGUCUAUAUAUCUAGCUCAGAAGGGAUACAAGGUAGCAAAUGUCCCCAUUGUGAUGGGAGUGGAUCUUCCAAAGCCUCUUUUUGAGAUCAAUCAGGACAAGAUUUUUGGAUUGACGAUAAAUCCCGUGAUUCUUCAAGCAAUUAGAAAGACAAGGGCCAAAACUCUAGGUUUUGAUGGGCAUACGAGCAAUUAUGCUGAAAUGGAGCAUGUGAGGCAGGAAUUGCACCAUGCAAAUCAAAUUUUUGCUCAGAACCCAACGUGGCCAGUCAUUGGAGUCACUGGAAAAGCUAUAGAGGAAACAGCUGCUGUGAUUGUAAGGGUUUACCAUGACAGGAAACAGAAAUGCUCCAUGCCACGCAUAUCGAAACGGUACUAGAAUCAUGUUCUAACCCUUCUAUACACCUUGUAAUAUGUGUGUUUUUAUAACGCCCAUGUCAAAUGACCUUAGCCUUUGGUGGCAUUUGUAUAUUAAAGAUAAGUUACAUUGCAGUGCAGCAGAGAUAAAUGUAUAUUGCACUUUUGGCCUUCCAUUGGCCUCACAUUA
This is a messenger RNA of Panicum virgatum (switchgrass), 1531 nucleotides long. Its product is annotated as pyruvate, phosphate dikinase regulatory protein, chloroplastic-like. Gene Ontology annotation, molecular function: phosphotransferase activity, phosphate group as acceptor; protein serine/threonine kinase activity; ATP binding. Lineage: Eukaryota; Viridiplantae; Streptophyta; Magnoliopsida; Poales; Poaceae. Gene Ontology annotation, cellular component: chloroplast. The record is from RefSeq and is a predicted model, not a curated record. The transcript is spliced from 3 exons. The coding region runs from base 83 to 1363 and encodes 426 amino acids.